GUAAACAUGUGGCUCACUUCCGGUGUGGCUCACACGCGCCUGGUCCUGAGCCGCGGCUCUUCUCUGAGUCAAACCUGAGUCAAACAGGACUGAGACUGUCCCGAGGUGUCCCCAGGAGCCUGAACAGGCGGGGGACGGAGGACACGUCCCCGCUGGUCCCUGUCUCCUCCUGUCCCCGCUGUAGGACUGUUGUCUGAUUUGUCUCCUCGUGUCUCGCUGUUGGACUGCUCCUGCUGCUGUUGUCUGAUUUGUCUUCGUAGCUUUGUACGGGACGGUGGACAUGUCUCCGCUGUAGGACUGCUGCUGUAGGACUGUUGUUGUUGGACAUGGAGCUGGACAAUCGGGACUUUUUGAACACUCCUCCAAUGAAGACAGUCCGCUUUGGGGGGACAGUGGCGGACACUUUAGCCAAAUACAAAAAGGGGGAACUGAGCGACUAUGAGCUGCUCCGACAUCAGUUGGCCGACCCCGAGAUCAAGGACGCUCAGAUCAUCAACUGGCUGCAGGAGUUUAGGAGCUGUGUGACUCUGCUCAGCAAAGAACACGAGCAGCUCAUACACACUGUGCUGCGCCUCCCGUGGGUGGGGCGCAGUCAGGCGGUGGUGGAGGAGUAUCUGUCGUUCCUGAGUAACCUGGUGUCUGCACAGACGGUGUAUCUGUGCUCCUGCCUCAGCAUGGUGGUCUCUCACUUCAUCCCCAAGCGAGUGACCCUGAGCGAAGGAGGAGUGGACUUCUCAGACUCAGACGAUGAAUAUGAAAACCUGCCCAGGAACUUUGAGCAGUGUCACCAGGCUCUGCAGCUCAUCUCCAGAUACGUCCCGUCGACGGACCGCUUCCUCACUCCCAUCCUGCAGGAGAAGUUCCCCUUCAUCCAGAAGUCGUCCAGGACUUUGGAGUGUUAUGUCCACAACCUGCUGCGUGUGAGCGUGUACGUCCCGUCCGUGCGCAGAGACGUCCUUGAAAUCAUCAUAGAAAAGAUGCUCCAGCUGGAUGUCAGCGCCUCCAGGACUGACAUCGAGGAGGCGGAGGAGCGAGCGAUACCCCAGGAGCAAGAGGAGGGGCUCUUUGACAUGGACGAGGACCUCCAUGUACAGCCCCCCUCCUCCAUCAUGGCUCACCCGGUGGCUGAGCGGCUCGACAUCCUGAUGGCCGUGCUUCUUACGUAUGUCAAAGACGUCUGCCAUGUCAACGGCUCUCUGCAUCUGGACCAGACCAAGGCGCUGUACAGGGACCUGCUGACCGUGUUCGAUAAGGUCAUUCUGCCCACGCACGCCUGCUCCCACGUCCAGUACGCCCUGUUCUACCUCUGCAGCUUCAGACUGGCUCUGUCGGAGGCCUUCCUGGAGCACCUCUGGAGACUGGUCCAGAACCCCUCCCAGGCUGCAGUUCUCCGACAGGCCGCUCUCGGAUACAUGGGCAGUUUUCUCGCCCGCGCUAAGUUCAUCCCCGUCGCGACGGUGCGGGCGUGUCUCGACCUGCUGGUGUCCUGGAUCCAUUCAUAUUUAGACUCUCAGGACUCUGUGGACAAACAGUUCUGUGACCUGGACCUGCACGGGCCGUUCUACAGCGCCUGUCAGGCCGUGUUCUACACCCUGGUGUUCAGACACAGAGCCAUGCUGGAUGGAAACAUGAAGAGAGGGCUGGAGUAUCUCCAGAGUCUGAACCUGGAGCGUGUGGUGAUGUCUCAGCUCAACCCUCUCAAAGUUUGUCUCCCCACAGUCACACACAUGUUCGCCGCCAUCAUGAGGAGGUACCAGGUGGUGUUCUGCUACACCGUGAUCGAGAGGAACAGCAGACACAUGUUGCCCGUCGUGCGCAGCUCCACCGGAGGAGACAGAGUCUCCACCAACACCAACCCCCUGGACUGUUUCUUCCCCUUUGACCCCUACCUGCUGAAGAGGUCGGGGAAGCUGAUCCAGCCUCUGUACCAGGUCUGGGAGGAGCCCACUGAGUCUGAGCUCCACGCUCCCGCCGCCACACGCCAGGCGUCCCGGGACGACGAGGACGACUUCCUGUGCGGAGAGACUCCAAAGACAGAGUGCAUUGUGGGAAUGACUCCGAGUUCAUACGAGUCUGGAGCUCUGAGCCCGAGCAGUGUGGGAUCUCCACCCUUCAGCCUCCACCGAGGGCUUUAGAGCACCACCCAGUCUGAACACGGGACUGGACCAGGGACUAAACCAGGGACUAAACCAGGGACUGAACCAGGGACUAAACCGGGACUAAACCAGGGACUAAACCGGGACUAAACCAGGGACUAAACCAGGGACUAAACCGGGACUAUCCAAAAUCAUGUGCCGCAGGGACAAGGUGGUACCACAAUAUGAGAUAAUCGUUGUUAAAAAAUCUCAUUCAUGUGUCUGAGUCUGGAGGUUUUGACGUCAGAAUAUUUGAUCAUUUAUUAUUAAAGUAUUUCAUAUAUUUGUGUUAAAAGGAAACUUUUAGUUGUAAUUAUGAUUAACCUGGAAAUACCAAGGAAAUAAAUAUUUUGUAAAAGUGUUGUGUCUGAACAUUUAAGUGGCCACACCUGGAGACACAGCAGUUUAUCACAACAUUAAGUCAAUGUUUGGUGAGACGUUGUUUAUAUCUGCGUUUUACCAUCUUGUUUUUACUCUGCGUCUCUUGUUCCAUCAUCUCCUUUGGUCCUUCACCAGGUCUGGAUCCGCCCCAGACCCCGCGGGGAGCUAGGACCCCUCAAACGGGACAGUUCAGAGACACGUUUAUGG
This is a messenger RNA of Periophthalmus magnuspinnatus, 2723 nucleotides long. RefSeq names its product RRN3 homolog, RNA polymerase I transcription factor (gene rrn3). The record is from RefSeq and is a predicted model, not a curated record. Gene Ontology annotation, molecular function: RNA polymerase I general transcription initiation factor activity; RNA polymerase I core binding. Bases 327 to 2135 code for a protein of 602 amino acids. Gene Ontology annotation, cellular component: nucleus. NCBI's taxonomy places the organism in Eukaryota, Metazoa, Chordata, Actinopteri, Gobiiformes, Gobiidae. The transcript is spliced from 17 exons. Gene Ontology annotation, biological process: transcription initiation at RNA polymerase I promoter.